Molecule: messenger RNA, 570 nt
Organism: Planococcus citri (citrus mealybug)
Lineage: Eukaryota; Metazoa; Arthropoda; Insecta; Hemiptera; Pseudococcidae
Product: protein krueppel-like
Exons: 2
Coding region: 1-570 (189 amino acids)
Biological process (GO): regulation of gene expression
Cellular component (GO): nucleus
Source: RefSeq, a predicted model, not a curated record
AUGUCGGCUUGUUUGAAAGGUGUUGUUUCUAAUAGUUCCGAUGAAUUGAUCGUCACCGAUGUAAAGUCAAAUGCAACUGCAUCGGCGCCGGUGGCAUCUUCGGUAUUCGCUCAGAAUACAACAACCGUAACGUCCAAAGGCAACAAAUACGUUUGCAAUAUUUGCCAGCAAACGCUCAAGUAUAAGGGAGAUUUGAAGCGUCACGAACGUGCUCAUACCGGUGAAAAACCGUUCAAGUGCUCGCAAUGCCAGACGAAAUUCACCAGGAAGCAUCACCUGACAACGCACAUGCGUCGGCAUACUGGGGAAAGGCCCUACAAAUGCGAGCAUUGCCCCCAAGAUUUCAACCAGGUGGCCAAUUUGCGGAAGCACACCAGAAGGCAUACAGGAGAACGUCCCUAUAGUUGCGACCAAUGCCCAUCGAAAUUUGCAGACCUCAGGCAACUUAAGGUCCAUAUUAUGCGCAUUCAUAGCGCACAAAAGCCAUUCGCUUCCAAUAUCUUCUCGAUGCCGAUGCAAACCGAACCCGAAGAUCUCUCGAUCAAUAAAAAUCUAUCGAUCGGCAAAUAA